This is a messenger RNA of Vombatus ursinus (common wombat), 2031 nucleotides long. It is a transcript of the gene SLC25A19, whose product is annotated as solute carrier family 25 member 19. Gene Ontology annotation, cellular component: mitochondrial inner membrane. The transcript has 8 exons. The record is from RefSeq and is a predicted model, not a curated record. Lineage: Eukaryota; Metazoa; Chordata; Mammalia; Diprotodontia; Vombatidae. Gene Ontology annotation, biological process: thiamine pyrophosphate transmembrane transport. The coding region runs from base 231 to 1178 and encodes 315 amino acids. Gene Ontology annotation, molecular function: thiamine transmembrane transporter activity.
GCCUAUUGGGGAAGGCGGGAGUUGAGGCCCUUCCGUCGGAACGCGGCAUUUGCCGAAAGCGAGGCGGGGAGUAGCUCGCUGUAAUUGGACCGGAGGCCCGCCACUCACGGUCGAGCGCCGCAGGCUCUUGCCGGGGAACUUCAGGUAAAGGGAAGGCUGGAGUGCAGAACCGGGCUGUGCCUGCAGAGCCGACUUAAUACGGAUGGACAUUGCAUGUGAGAAAGGCAGGGAUGGUCGGUUAUGACCCCAGUACAAAUGGGAAGAAAAAUUCCAAGGCAGAGGUGGCAGUAGCUGGGUCUGCCUCUGGACUCGUUACUCGGGCUUUGAUUAGCCCCUUGGAUGUUAUCAAAAUUCGUUUCCAGCUUCAGGUUGAGCACCUGUCACCCAGUGACCCACAUGCAAAAUACAAUGGGAUAAUACAGGCAGCCAGGCAGAUCCUGAAGGAGGAGGGCCUAACAGCAUUCUGGAAGGGGCAUAUUCCAGCCCAGAUUCUCUCCAUAGGCUAUGGAGCUGUCCAAUUUGUGACGUUUGAGCUCCUGACUGAAUUCGUCCACAGAACUGUGUGGCAAGACCCACGUAACUUCUCAGUGCAUUUUGUGUGUGGUGGCAUCUCUGCCUGUGCUGCCACUCUCGCAGUGCAGCCUGUUGAUGUUCUCCGAACUCGUUUUGCUGCUCAGGGUGAGCCUAAGAUCUACAGAAACCUCCGUCAUGGUGUGAUGAUGAUGUACAAGACCGAAGGCCCGUUGGCUUUCUACAGAGGCUUGCCACCCACUUUGAUUGCUAUCUUCCCCUAUGCGGGGUUCCAGUUCUCCUUUUAUAGCGCCCUGAAGCAGGUCUACGAAUGGGCCAUUCCAGUUGACAGAAAGAAGAAUGCGAACCUCAAAAAUCUUCUGUGUGGCAGUGGAGCUGGGGUCAUCAGCAAGACAAUUACAUAUCCCCUGGACCUCUUUAAGAAGAGGUUGCAGGUGGGUGGCUUUGAGAAAGCCCGGGAACCCUUUGGACAGGUUCGAAAGUAUGAGGGCUUCCUGGACUGCGUCUGGAAGAUUUUCCAAGAAGAGGGCACCCAGGGCUUCUUUAAAGGUCUCACUCCCAGCCUGCUGAAGUCUGCUGUGUCCACUGGCCUUGUGUUCUUCUGGUAUGAGUUAUUCUGUCACCUCCUCAGCUGCAGGAACGCCUGAGACACCAGAAGACAGGGAGAGAAAACAUACUCAUGGAGGUUGUGGGUUGUCCAGAGUCAAACAACUAUAGAGUUGUCAGAACCCAGACUGGCCCUGGAAGAAAAGCCAUUAAGAUCCAACCUUAGGGGACAGUGAAGUUCCCUGUGCAACACAUGAGCCAUCCCGAAAGUCUUGGUGCAGUUUUUAAUCCAUUAAAGCUUAAAACUGCAUGCACUAAGACUUUUGAGCCUCCCUGUAUGCCAAUCAAGAUGCUGGGGGAACAGGGUAAGGAUUUAAUUUUCACCAACCUUCAACACAGCGUUUCCUUCACUUACUUUGAAACUAUCUGAGAGUGGUCCAUGACACAGAAGGUUAAGACCCUCUGGCCGAUGGUGUCCAUGGGGGUUGGGGGGAGCAGACAUUCGCACCCUCCAUGUACGUAUUCUGUAAGCAACUCGCCCUCCAAAGACUUGUCGGGGCUGUCGUUGAUGGAUAGAUUGGUUCCAUCCCAGAAUGGCAGUGAUUGUAACCUCCUCCCUCCUUGGAUUAGCCAGGCUAUUACCAGCAGACAGGCUCUCCCCCAGCUUCUUGAUAAUCCCCAUUCCCUCCUCCUCUCUACCAUCUUUCCAGGUUCUAUCCCUGCAGCCAGAACACUAGAGAAAAGACACGUGGCUGCUUUGAGAAGUGUCCCGGGGUUCUGCAGGGUACUCCCUUGGCAGAGCUCUCCCCCCAGGCCAAGGAACCGGAUGUAUCUCCGCUUCCCCCAAGAAUAGGAGCCCCUCUCUCUGGGGCUCAUUGCUAUUGUUUAGCCCCAGUUUUUUGUUUUUGUUUUUAGCAAGGCUGGGAGGGCAAGGCAAGUAAGGUGCUCUGGGCC